Molecule: messenger RNA, 1294 nt
Organism: Fomitopsis serialis
Lineage: Eukaryota; Fungi; Basidiomycota; Agaricomycetes; Polyporales; Fomitopsidaceae
Exons: 4
Coding region: 61-1119 (352 amino acids)
Source: RefSeq, a predicted model, not a curated record
GUCGGCUAUGUUGGCUACAUAGCCUUUGGUGAGUGCAAUGGGCUGAAAACUUUUUUCCUGAUGUUGGCCGCACAGGGUAUGGUUGCUGCCUUAGUGAUGGGUCAUUUUCUCCUUGCGCCGAGGCCCAUUCAUCCAAUUCUGAUCCUCUGGGCAAUCUUGGGCGACAGUGCCUUGACGAUGUCGUUUGAACUCCUUUCACAGCUUGACCCGAUCGCUGCCAAGGAACUACGUCCGUGGUACGCGCUUGAUUCAGACGAACCCCUUCCCUCGCACGAGGGCCACACUUCUCAUCCGGUAUGGGCACUUCUCAUGGCACACUUUGGUGUUCAGCCUCUUCGUAUUGGCUUCACUCCUGAUGCUCCCAGUCGUCUCCAAUACACACAGCAGCUUAUCUGUGCUGCUGUACUGGGCAAGACGACGACCAAUGUGCCAGCAUUGCAGGCCUUUCGUCAAGGUUUCAACGUGCAGUUUAGUAUCGAACAUGACGACGAUUCCCGGAUGGCGGCCUUCGAGCGCUUCUCCGACCUAUUCUCCAAGCCGGUGCCGACCUUUGGCGCUCGCAUGGUCACAUUGAACCCGAUCGUGGUCAUUCGCACUCUGUAUGACCGUACAGUGAGAAGCCCUCAAGAUGUUGUUCGCCUUAUCAAGUACGAACUGCCUGAGGAUUCCAUCACGGCCGCCGAGGAUCCUGUGGUGCGCGAGAUGCAGCGUCUGUACGAGGUGAUGUUUCGGGUCCGCCUGUAUCGCUGGCUGCGAGGAGUAGGACCUCCUGACCACCAUAUACUCCGUACUGCGGUACAGCUCGAAGGAACAAAUCAUGGGGAUCCCACGACGCUGCGAGCCCGUCUACUGUUGAAGGCGGUUCGCGAGAGUGAGGACCUCCCUAUUGACCCUGAAUGGCGACUCAAAAUCCAGUUGCACCAUGCCCAUGAUAGCAGAGAUGACGCUGUUCUGGAUCUCCACACGUGCGUUGGGUUCUGUGUUGUGAAGUUCACCUGGUGGCUUUGCAAUAUGCUACUUGAGGACUUGGAUUUUGACAAUCCGUCUUCUGUCACCCUCUUUGACUGCUGGAUUUACGAGCAGGUUCUCUACAAUCAAAAUGUCCAUACGACGGCCUAGUCUGGCGAUUUACCAAGUCCGAUUUCGCAGUACUGUACAUUGUCAUACAUGGUUGGCUUUGAAUAUAUAUAAAAUUAAUCGAUCUGCGGUGUGUGUGUGUGAGUCAAAGAGCAACACGCCUGCUAUGCAACCAGAACAUUAACAUAUCUACACCGUUCCGAGUAAGAUGCGAUGC